AUGGUUUUAUUUGAAGCAAAUGGUUGGAAUUUAAAGACCAAAAAGAUUGAAAUAGGUGGAUUGCCUGAUAAAAAAAGUAAGACCCAGAAGAGAAAAGAAAGAAAAAAUGCUCAAAGAAUUCAAGAACAAGAACAAAUAGAACAAGAACAAGCAUCUAAAGUCCCAGAACCAAAAGAACAACAAAUUGCAGAAGAACUGCCAAAAGAUAAGAAACUGAAGAAUAAAAAGAGAAAACAAGAAGAUAAUGAAGAUAAAAAGCCAGUAAAGAAAACCAAAUCUGAAGAAUCGAGAGAAGAAUCAGUGAAACCAUUGUUUUCUGGUAAGAAACUAACUCCAUUACAACAAAAAAUGAUGGCUAAAUUAUCUGGAUCUAGAUUUAGAUGGAUAAAUGAACAAUUAUAUACUAUUAGUUCAGAAGAUGCCUUGAAAUUGAUCAAAGAUACUCCAUCUUUAUUUGAUGAAUAUCAUCAAGGAUUUACUCAACAAGUUGCAUCAUGGCCAGAAAAUCCAGUUGACGUAUUUGUUGAUCAAAUUAAAACAAGAGCCAAGGCUAGACCAGUUAAUGCUCCUGGUGGAUUACCUGGAUUGAAAAACAAGCAAGUUGUUAUUGCUGAUAUGGGAUGUGGUGAAGCUAAAUUAAGUUUAGAUGUUAGUAAAUUUGUCAAUCAAUAUAAUAAAAAAAACAAAAAGAAGAAUUUGGAAGUUUUAGUUCAUAGUUUUGAUUUGAAAAAACACAAUGAAAGAAUUACUGUUGCUGAUAUUAAAAAUGUUCCAAUUCCAGAUGAAUCUUGUUCAGUUGUGAUAUUUUGUUUGGCUUUAAUGGGAACUAAUUUCUUGGAUUUUAUUAAAGAAGCAUGGAGGAUUUUAAUACCAAGAGGUGAAUUAUGGAUAGCUGAAAUUAAAUCUAGAUUUGGUGAAUCUUCAACUGCCAAGGAUUCUGAAAAAAUUGGUGAAGAGUUUGUUAAUUCAUUAAAAGCAUUUGGAUUUUUCCAUAAACUGACAGAUAAUUCCAAUAAAAUGUUUACUAGAUUUGAGUUUUUCAAACCUCCUCCAGAUAUUUUAAAAGAACGUCAAUUGAAAAUGGAAAGAAAGAAAAAGAAGUUUAUUGAAGAUGAAGAUGAUCAAACUGAUUUAGAAAAAUUGGAAAAUAAACGUAAUGAGAAAGCUGAAGGUGAAUGGUUGUUGAAACCAUGUAUAUACAAGAGAAGAUAA
Candida tropicalis MYA-3404 is the source of this 1212-nucleotide messenger RNA. RefSeq names its product 25S rRNA (adenine645-N1)-methyltransferase (gene RRP8). The coding region runs from base 1 to 1212 and encodes 403 amino acids. The record is from RefSeq and is a predicted model, not a curated record. NCBI's taxonomy places the organism in Eukaryota, Fungi, Ascomycota, Pichiomycetes, Serinales, Debaryomycetaceae. The transcript has a single exon. Gene Ontology annotation, biological process: ribosomal large subunit biogenesis; rRNA methylation. Gene Ontology annotation, molecular function: rRNA (adenine) methyltransferase activity. Gene Ontology annotation, cellular component: nucleolus.